Messenger RNA from Bursaphelenchus okinawaensis, 2003 nucleotides. Lineage: Eukaryota; Metazoa; Nematoda; Chromadorea; Rhabditida; Aphelenchoididae. The record is from the annotation of a GenBank genome assembly.
AUGUUCUAUGAAAAACAUCCGAACAAGCAUUCUUGUCUGAUACGACAAGUGGUACCUUUUUCAUGGUUCCAGGUUAAAGCUGGGAAUGACAAAAAGAAGCAGGUAGUAAUUUUGUUGUUAUAGGUUAGAUGUUGGUUUUAAUUGUCAGGAACCAUUUUUAUUUACAUAUUUUAAAAGGCAGAAAAAAUAUAUUAUUAUCGUUCCGAUUCAGUCCAAAUCAGCAAUACCAUUCCAGUUUGAGCUGGUAGCCAGAACUAAUGAAUUGCUGGCUCAGAAGUUCCAGCAUGCUACACUAGAGAUCUUCAUCUUCUACUCUGGCGGUCAGAAAGAGCUGCUGUCUGAUGUGGAUACCAACUUCUACUCACUCUCUAUCUACACAACAAAUAAGAAUACCUUGAAGAUAGGACAACAACGUGGUACUCCUAACGUUGAACUCGUACUUCUGGAUGACAAAUUUGACAUCAAGCUGACUGUGGAGAUGAGAGCUCCAAAAGUAUGUGAUGAUCCAGAUCUACCUUCCUUGUCAGGUAUGACACCGCUGGAUACUGAGUCAGCGGUGUUGAAGACACAACAUAUCUUUGUUGAUAGUGCAGAGAAGAUGCGUAAGUACUGAUAAUUACAUUUUUAGUGUUGCCAAGGACAUCAUUGACAUUAUACAAAACUUCGAGUUAUUGUCAUGGCUUUGUAUACCAAUACCUUUUUCAGAAAUGAACGUUACCAAUCACCGACCUGACAAUUCAGCUUCCUCGAUGGGUCUUCAGCCUCUUCUGGUCGUUCUCCUUCUGCUCAUCCUUACUGUAGGCUUCUACUAUGUCAUUACUGGACACUUCCGUGAAUUCCAUAAUGGCUACGAGAAGCUGUUGAUGCCAUUGUUGGCUAGACUAUCUUCGAACGGCUGUUUGGUCAGUGAGAAAGUUGGGGAAGGGGAGAAUACCUCAAAAGAAUUCGUCUGGCUCCCUAAACGUCAAAUCGACAGUAUGAGUGUUAACGGCAGAUUCAGUCAGAAGAGCACGAUGAAUGUGACUAACGGUACGAACUCGAGCAACAGCUCGUCUUCUUCAAGAGGUAAUGUUACCAAUUGAAGUGUUUCUGUCUCGUAUCGAGGCUCAGAAAUCAGCAUUUUCACAGACCAAGGGAGGAGUUUCUGUGGGUUUUACUAUGUCAACAAAAUAAAUGUAUCUGUAUUGUAUAUUGUCAUAUUGUACAGUAAAAAGUGGAUGUUUUUGACAAAACUAUCAAAACGAAUUUCAGGUAAACGAAUUACAACUCCAGCUACAGCAAGCAAGUUGGAGUUCGACGAACGGCAGAACUAAUUGAGUUUGAAGUCAGAAUGCUUACGGAUUCCAGAUUUCGAGACUAAAUGAAGGUGCUGUCAGUGUACACGAUAGACUCAGAGAAUCGAAUUUAGUUGGAAAGUACGGUAACGUGGCUCACAACUCUCUGAAUGCUCGUAUCGUACGAAGAAGCAGCGAUCACGUGUCAAUUGCUGAAGAUUUUGCAUCUGUAAAGCAGAGUGGAGCGCUGAGGAAGGGUGUAAGUUGUACUUAUUGGUAUAUCGUGGCAAUAGCCAUCAAAACCUCUUUUUAAUCAUUACUGUAACUUUUUGUAAUGUUUACUGUAGCUAUAUCCAUUUUUAAGUUGAAGCCUUUUCAAAUAUGCCAUAACUUUAGAUGUACAACAUCACCGCCCCUCGCUUCAACCGUACCAAUUCAUCGUCUAACCCGAUAUACGAUUGCCAACAGAUUCCAUCGUAUCUUCGUCAUUCUGCUCAUCAACUUUUAUCGUACAGUAGAAGGGAUCGUCUUAAUGGUCUAAUUUAAAAUUCGUACAUUGAAUAAGAUAUUAGAAUGGGAUCGGACUCGUCUCCAGAAGAAACGACACAACCGCCCACGUUGGCUCCACACUAUCAGAACUUGAUGACAGCCGGCUCCAUUGAGAAGGUGCCGAGGGCUUCUGUCUCUCCUAGAAAGCCUAACGGUAAUCUACGAGGGCGUGUAGCAUAG